CUGCGCAUGUGCAAUUUCUCAUUGUCACUUCAAGUGACCCUAUCACAUCAGUCAGUCAGUUAAUGAGCAUCAGUUAGCCGGGCAAACUUGCUACUAACUCUCGUGAGUCACCAUAGAAUUCCACACUAUUGUCCAGAGAAGCGUAGUUAGCACAUUUGUACAAAGGGUAUAUUAGUUUAAUUCACUCUAGAAAAAGGAUCGGUGAGAUAAAAAUUAAUUAUAUAUUCUUUUUUUUUUAUAUAUAUAUAUAUAUCUGGUAAUUCUUGUACAGUCAAUUUCUAUCUCUCGGUUCAUUUUUCUCGUCCUUGGGUAACGGAGAUCUCUUAAUCCCCGGGACGGUUAAUCGCGAGGAACCUUCACUGCCAAACGCGUUGCAAAUAAAGUAUAGGAAUGUCAAUGAAAAGCUGUAGAAACACGUUGUAAUUAAAUCGGAGCGCGUUAAUAGAUAAUGUUAAAUUAAUUUAAUUAAAAAAAAAAUGCGCGGUUAACGACUUUGUCGCGAUUAAAUUGCAACAGCUGCUCAACGGGAUGUGACAAAGAUUAACUAGAGAUUGUACAUUUGUUAGUAACGGCGCGUGUGGACGGUUGACGAUAUUUAUAAAUGAAGAAAGGCAAAUCUUAUAAAUAAAUAAUGAAUUCGCGUGGUGGUGAAUCUGUACACCCCGCACUCGGGAUACGUGAAAAUCUGUAUAUAAAAUCCGCGGACGUAGGCUGACCGGUUUUAUUAUCAAAUUUUUUAAGGGAAAGUAAGGGCAAUCAAUUAAUACCAAUUAAGAACAAUUGUGUAUGACAUUGUAGGGACGCGUCUAGAUUUUUACAACUUAAGCAAGCACUGCGACUUCGCAAAAGAAAAGACAAAGCGUAAAAGCAAAUGUCUUCGCCGAUAUAUAUCUUAAAGAGAACAUCUGUAGUUCGGAAGUCAGCUAGAGUAGAAUCGAAAUAACAAAUUGGGAAUCGUGAUUGAUUGAAGUGACAAAGCCGAUGUGAAAGAAUAACAAAAAAAAAUACAAACUCGGAACGAACUAAAUUCGAGAAGGGAAAUCUCGUCCUUAAUCUUUUUGCAAAAUUUAAACAUAAAAUCACAGAAAGAGAAAGAGAGAGAGAGAGAGAGAAGAAAAGAAUAACGAAAAGCCAAAAAAACAAACAGAAUUAGACACUGUGGAUAGAAGGAGGCCUUAAAGUAUAAAUACCUGUUAAAUUUUCUUUUGAAUCUUUUUUUCUCUUUCUCUCUUCUACGACGAGUCAUCUAUCUCUUUUAUACCUACAUGCAUAAAUUAUACAGAGUGAGAGAAUAACGACCCUCCCUCCCCCCUCCACGUCCCUCCCUCUAAAUAUAUCUGAUAAGAAAACAUGCACACACUAUAUAUUUCUACAUAAUGUAAUUUACAAUCACCGUAUGUGACCAGUCUCUGUGGUUAUCCUGAUUGUUCUAUACCUGAUAAAAGAAAAUACCUGAUUACGUUGAGAACGAGCGGAGAAGAUAAAACAAUUGUAAACUCGGUAAAGAAGUUAUCUGGAUAACCAGGAAGGCCUGUGUAAUUCAUAAAUACUUUUUUAAUCGACGCACGCAAAUAUGAUCUCAACACACGAUAUUUGACAGAGUGUCUUAUGGACGGAAGUACCAAUGUACUUGGACGUCCAGUGGCCCUGCCAAUUAUUCCGGAACUGAUUUGACAACUUCGAUUAAUAAAUUAUAUAUAUAUAAUUAUAUAUACAUACACGAAUAUAUUUAAUAUAAACAAUAAAUGAAUGUAGGACACGUGGAAGUUGAUUAAAAAGCUUGAGAGCUUUGAGUAGGUCAUUUUUAAUUAAUUGAAAAGGCGAAGCGGUUCGUUCGCAAUUAAUUAGUUAGCGGUUCAUUUAACGUAAAGAUGAAAAGUUAAAAUAAUUAGAGAUGCUCUACGAGCGAUGCUGUCAAAAUUCUUUUAUAACGCUGUUGUUACUUUUUCUCUUUUCUCUCUUUCUCUCUCUAUCUAUCUCUCAUAGAGGAAGAUGCAUGCGAACCAGCCGAUUCACUGAUUAAACUUAGAAGUUUCAUUAUGAAAAUAGGUGGAUGUUUCUAUUUACCGACUCUCGUUUAUUUGUCUUUGAAUUAUUUCGCGGUUUCUCGUUGUCGUGUACUUUCGUUAUUCUUUAUAUGAAUUAAAUUGUUUCUAAUUUUACAAACUUGUCUCCAAUUUGUACUCUGGAAUACGUGUCAAUGUCUGUCUGGAUCGAUCUUGUGUUAUAAGUUUUUUUUUUCUAUCGAGAAAAUCAAUGUAAAUUUCUCUUGCGUUUGACACGAAGCUACAAUAUUUGUAAAAAAGGAAAGCGAAUACGCCUCCUCGUGAAAUUUUUGUCGCGUUACCGUUUGAACGAGAAAUUCUGUAUUUUGAUACGCCGUCGUGAUACCACUACGAUAAUUAAGUGCGCGCGAAGGAGAAAUUAACGUGAGACUAAGAAAAAUAUUGAGGAUUAAAAUUCAUAAGCGUCCUUGCGCGACGCAAUAAUAGUAACAGUAAUUUAUAAGUUUAACGAUAAUUAUUAAGUACCAUUAGAUACACAAAACGCAAAACACCUCAUCACUUUAGAAAAGACAAAAAAAAAAGUACUAGCUAUCGCGAUGCACAGAUAUUUUCGUUAGACGGUGCACAAGAACUUCUCAUAGGACAUUUUUCAUAAUUGUAAAGAAAACCGAAAAGCUAAAUAUGUAUGUUUACCAGAAUACGAGAUUGUCGAUUUUAAGUACACGUGUGCCCCGUAUGCGAAGAGUGAAAUAGGAAUUCGAUUAGGAAGAAGGAGAAAAACAUAUUUUCAAAAAUACCGCCAACGAACCAUGGGCGUUUUUCUAUUGUAACUGUCAAGUCGAGUAGCAAGACGUUAGGACGCUUAGCCGUUAAGGGAAACAAAGAAACAAACGAGAAUAUUGAGAGAGUAAGAGAGAGGGAGAGAAAUAGAGAACAGAAACAAUGGAUGCAACGCGAAAACAAUGUAAUGAAACUUAUAUGCUGUAUUUUAGACGUGAGUAACGUUCACUGCCAAAUUGUGAUACACGGAUACACGAAUCCCACCUUUAAUAAGGGAGAGCGUCUUUCCCUUACGUAUAAUUCCCGGCUGAGUUUCCUCUCUGUUUUAUUGUGAUUCUUGGUCGAGCAGUUUUUCUUUUCGUACGGAGGAACAAUAUAAGCAACAAAGAAAAUGGUAUCAGAGAAACGGGAAGUCAGUCGGGUUUUUCUUCUUUUUCAUCGAGCAAAGCAAAUGAAAAGCGCGACUCACUAUUUUAUGCGUAUCUAGACGUUUUUAAAUAAACGACGUGAGUAAAAGAGAGGACGUGGGAGAUACUGGAAAGAAAGAAAAAAAAAUGUAACGAUGUCGAUCAUUUAUGAUUAUGACGAAUGGAUAUUUUCAAACAGGCAAAGUUUUACUGUUUAAACUAAUAACUUUAACAGGACCGCUCGCUGCGCUAUACUUUAUGUAUGUUUACUCUGUACAGUGCCUUUAUAACUUUGAGAAAAUACACGCGAAUCCUUAUCCUUUGAGAAGUUGUCAUCUGAGCUGUAUAAACGAUGGUUCUCUCUUUCUUCUGAAUUCAGUAAAAUAUGGUUGGGUGAUGAACUUCGAUUUUCUUAUUUUUAUUGCUCUGAAUUCUCAAAGGAUAAGAGGAUUGGCGGUCCCUACGUGUCCGUGAUGCCCUUGUAAACGAGUUCUAUCUUGUAAUAAUAAAAGAAAAAGCUAACGACUAGUGUUAAAACUUUAAUGCAUAAGCGGAUAUUUGUAAUAUUGUAAAACCUGUACAGUCCAGAUGAGAAAGAAAAGAGAGUGGAACAAAAAAAAGAGAGAGAGAGAGAGAGAGAGAGAGAGUAAAUGACAAAAUCAAGAAUAAAAGUGGAAUGAAUGAGAGAAAAAGGAAAUGUGUGUGUGAGAGUGAUCGUUUUCGAGCGAUUUCAUACUUUGUAGGUAGCCUUUAUUAUUAUCAAUUAUGAAUUACGAUGAAUUAUUAUAUUAUUGCUGAUUGAUUGAUAAUAUUGUGUUUAAUAUGAUAAUGUAACAUACAGUUAUGAAGAAAUUCAAUCUUGUCAUUGUGUCGGUUCCAUUCCUUUAUUCUGUUCCCAACAAUAUACUAAAUAGUCAUAUCAUUCGGGUACGAAUGAUAAGUACGUUCAAGAACUGUCGUAGCAAUUUGUCGAUUUUAUCAAAGAAACCGGAGCACAAUGAGCUGAGAGUGGGUAUUCUGAAAGUGCAUGUGCAUGGCACAGCGGGAUAAUUUUGAAUUAUACAUAUAUCUACUGUGAAACGGAACUUUAAGUUCGAGAACUUCAUUUGUAUGUACUGACAAAAUGAUGGUUUCCGUGUACAGUAAUUCUGAAAGGUCAUGGUACAUGUUGUACAUGUUGUAAAUAGGGAGUCAUCUUGUUAAUUAGUUCUCAUUAGAACAAUUAGUCGUGUAAUGAACUUCUCGCCUUUGGGGUGCAACGUAAAAAUUGUAGGGAUGUGAGACCGCAGUGCCAUUUAGUAACAGCAAUACGAACAAUAAGUAGUUGCCUGUAAUAUACGUGGACUUACUAAAUGAAUUGUGCUAAGGCAUCGCAAAAUUAUAAUUCAAUUGAACUGCAGUAAUUGCAAUAAUGGCACAACUAAGAUCUCUCAAGUUCCUAUUUUACAUUUUCAUUUGCAUCCCAUUCGCACGUUUUAAUUACGCUGCUAAUGUGAAAAACUUAACUCUGGAUUUAAGCAGACAUAUUCGAUCACUUGGAUUUCCUGAAGGCAGCGGAAUGGGGGUAUUCUUUGCCAUUGGUGUUCCAGUCGACGUACCAGACAAAUCUGUGUCAUUUUCAUUUUACUUCGAAGCGAAUUAUCCAUUACCAAACAAGAAAAAUUCCAGUGAAUAUUUUGAAAAAAGAAGUCUAGACAGAACACUUGCGUAUGAAAUUUUGGAAAGUAAAUUUGCAAGUGCAGGAUUUCCAGGAAGAAUUUGCCUACUAAGAACUAUAUGUGAAGUUGCCGAAAGCCAAAUAACUGGAAAUGGCCUUGUGGGCGAUCUUCUUCACAUACUUUUCACACCAUCUUCAUCCAGAGACGAAGGGCUACCUUGUGAAAUAUCUGAAGCUGAGUCUACGACUGACUGUAAAUAUCAUUACAGAGAGUGUCCCAUAAGCCUGCUGGAUCUUAUUAGUCAUUAUAAGUGAUAAAAUACUUGUACACUGGUUAACUGGUGCCAAACCAAUCAGUUCCCAUAGCUCCAAAGAAUGCUGCUGCUCCAGAUUUUAUUGUAGCUCCUGUAGAAUCAUUUCUGUUGUGGCUCUUAAGUGUAGUCUUCUU
Molecule: messenger RNA, 5298 nt
Organism: Cephus cinctus (wheat stem sawfly)
Lineage: Eukaryota; Metazoa; Arthropoda; Insecta; Hymenoptera; Cephidae
Exons: 5
Coding region: 4605-5165 (186 amino acids)
Source: RefSeq, a predicted model, not a curated record